CGUUCUAGGCCGCUCUUUCUCUCGCGUAGACAUCCUGUCCUUUCGUGAAAAGAGGAGCGAGCGAGCGAAGACUAUCAAAGUCUCAUAAAACUGUCAGCCGCGACCACCGGGCUGACUUAUGUGCGCCCCUUCCUUAGUCGCGGUUGGAGAACCACACGCUUCCAGAUUGGAUCUGUGCCUGUCGCGCGACGAUCACGAUUCCAUAGCGAAGCUUUUAACGAAAGAUCAGACGCACGAUCUCCGCGGUCUCAGAAAGAGACAGUCUACGGAAGUGAAUGCUCUACUUGCUCGCUCAUAUCCCCGACUCGCGAUCCCGCGAGUUACGAUAUGCGGCAAUUCGCACUUUUAAGAUUUGCAUACUAUUCCUCUAUCCCCUGAUCGAAUAGAGAUACGGUACGUAUGAUCGAGCUAAGAUGGAUUCACGAGGAUGAAGUCGAUGGCGGUACGGCGAUAAAUUAAACGGGUGAAUAGUUUUCGGUCGAUCGGUAAAGAACAAUCGCGCUUUCGUGUGUGCCACCCCUUUUCUUUUUCAUCUGUCUUCACCGCGAGGCUAUACAGUAGGGGGCGCGUGCGCGCGUAGCCCCCCUCGCAGAGCGGACGCAAGACUGCUUCUUGGUGACGUCGCGGCUAGAAGGCUGCAGAGGAGAACGAGAGAGCGAUCGAGAUACUUCUCCCCCACCAGCGGUUUUCAGAACUCCCGAAUAUCUCUCCAUUAGCCCCCCUGACGGUGCUAUCCCCUCUCCUUGACCCCUCUCUCGCCCUCUUUCUCUCUCUUACGCACACCCCUCUCAUCGGUUCCUGUCACGUCGGGUAGCAGCCAGGCAACACCACCACACGACGAGCGCCAGCGGCAGCGGAGACUCGACGGAGACGCAAGGAACGGGGUUGAAGAAUCGUACGCCGACGGAAAGACCAAUCAAGGUUUGACGAACGGCAGGGAUUGGUCGAGGCGCUCCUCUGACACGCAGAGAGCGCGGGCACGUGACAAGCUACCGCACACACCGGUCUUUCGUUGGAUCGUGACGAGGGCCUUCAGUACGAUAGCAGUCACCCUUCGCGCACGCAACAGGAACGGCGAACGCUCGUGCGAUAUACUCUUCACCUCUAUCGUGGUGAUAUGAGUAUACCGCCGCUGUCGCGAUACAAAGUCGUCCGUUAAGUGAAACAUUUGUGACAUCGUCCGAGCAUAAUUAAUUAUCGCGCGGAAUAAUUUUAAUACGCGCUUUAUACGCGGUGUUUAAAUACACUCGUCAUUUCAUUCAGCACUUUACAACGUCGUCGUCAUCAAUGGGACACCUCGAUAAGCUGUUUGUUACGCGCUACUGCACGGUGGGCCCACAAGUUCUCUGUAGGUAAUCGCGACUCCCGAGGUCGUAAAGAAGCAGAAGACAGUUUUAUAGCCCAGGCCCACGUGGCCCUCGUAAACUUGACUCGCAGGUCGGAUUCAGGCUCGACCCGCCUGCCGCCGCUCGUCUACCGCCUCUCUCUAUUAGUCCUGAACCCCUCGUUCAUUAUCGAAUCGCUCUGGGACGUGUUUCUCCACAUGUAACAAGUCGUGAUAGCUGUGAAUCGUUCGACGAACAAGGUGUCAGAGGAACCGACCGCGUAUGUCGCGCGAACGUUCUCGUCACGCAACAGAGUCACCGAUGUGAUGAUAUGGGUUUCUAUACUUAAUGAUCGGCGUAUGCGCGUUGUUCAAUCACGUCUCGAUCAAUCGAACGCAACGUCGUUGGUGUUUUCGUUCGUGAAUGACGGAACAUAGACGUGCAAAAGUAUCGGUACAGUGACAGUUGACGAUAGGUGGUAGUUACAAGGUGGAGAGAAUGAGUUCCUAUCAGUUCGUUAGCUCGCUUGCAUCAUGCUACGCGGGUCAACAGCCACAGCAGCAGCCGAGACCGACGCCGAAUUCGCCUGGAGAACCGAUGCAGGCAGCAUCGCCGGCCGGUGGCGACUAUUACAAUCCGAAUGCGGCGUCCACCAGCUAUCCCGCGCCCUGUUACUCACCGCAACAGCAUUAUCCUCAGCAUCCUUAUGCCGCGCCGGCGUCGGGUAUGCAGCAUACAGCACCGACCGGGAUGAUAGACUAUACACAAUUGCAACCGCAACCACGAUUAAAUGCGACCGCGACGUCGCAACAGCACGGUAUGCACGCUCAGCAAACGCAGCAUCAUCCUCAGCAACCGCAUCAUCCUCAGCAACAAUUACACGCGGACCCGACGACACCCCUAUUGCAGGGCGCGUCAGCACCUUCAGCGCCGUCAACGUCCAGUUGUAAAUACGCCGAUUCGACCUCGUCUACCAGCGUGGCGUCCCCGCAAGAUCUGACUACGUCCACUUCGAGAAACAGCCCGACACCUUUACAAGUCGCGCCAGGUACAAGUAAAGCCGCAUCGGGGCUGACUUCACCGCCCGGUAGCUCGUCAAGGUCGUCCGUGGCUGCGUCCGCUGCCUCACCGCCGAGCGGUAGCUCGAGGGGUGUCGGCGAGGGAAAUUCGACGCUUACAACAGCAUCUUCCGCUUCAUCGCCCGCUUCCUCCACAUCCAGCACAUCUAGCACGGGUAACAAUUCGUCCAACAAGGGCAAUCCCUCUGGCAGCAACCCGCCUCAAAUAUAUCCCUGGAUGAAAAGGGUUCAUAUUGGUCAAAGUACGGUGAACGCGAACGGUGAGACGAAACGGCAAAGGACCUCGUACACCAGGUACCAGACCCUGGAGCUGGAGAAGGAGUUCCAUUUCAAUCGCUAUCUGACGAGGCGGCGUCGCAUAGAGAUCGCGCAUGCUCUCUGCCUCACGGAACGUCAGAUUAAGAUCUGGUUCCAGAAUCGGCGUAUGAAGUGGAAGAAGGAGCACAAGAUGGCGAGUAUGAACAUCGUGCCGUACCACAUGUCGCCGUACGGGCACCCUUACCAGUUCGCGCCCCACCCCGGCCAGUUCGCUCACUUGGCCACAUAGGACGAGUUCUCGCCCGCCGAGCUCGGAGCACACGCUGUCCGGUUUCCCGGGAUGUACGGCGAGCAGAACUUCUAAAGGCUUUUUCCGCCUUCUCGGACCCCGCGCCAACGCCUGUCAACGGGGGCCUGAAACCCCUGGCGGGGUCGUCGAAGGGCCUUCACUUCCAGUAGGACACAUGGUGCGUUUCGCCGAUUCCGCAAUGUGCCGAUGGUCGGUAGUAGAUGGAUUGUCGCGCAAGAACGCGAGAGGAGAACACGAUCCUUCCUCUCUCCGUAUAUGUUAAUAAACGUACUUAAAUUAUAUUUCGCGCUUAAUAUUGUAUAAGAAGGAAAAGGAACGAGACUUUUUCGGGAAGGAAGAGGAAUAAUUUCCUUCUCAGGCUGACGAGAAGCAAUCCACUCUCGCUUACCUUCGGCCUAUGCGGACACGCAAGUACUGUACGACUAUUCGAAGUUGAAGGGAAGCCAAAAUUUUCUGCAUACAUAGCGCCGUGCACCCGAGUUAAUAGACUGGACGCGCUCCGAGGGGCUCUCUCUUAACGCACACGAGAUUAUAAAAUAUUCAUACUAAUGCGGAUGAGAGACCGUCUCAGCGGGUGAGAUAAAACCGAAUCUUCUAGUUUAAGAUGUAGAAAUUAGCGGUCUAAGUAAUUAAUUAAUCAAAUAACGAAUUAAUUAAUUAUUUUGUCUGGCUGCGCACUGUUUCACCUAAGAUUAAUAAUUACUGAUGAAAUAUAUUUAUUUAUUGUUCUUUUUUUUUUUUGAUACAUUAUUCUCUCUUGUGUUUAAUCCUUUUCAAACGUGUCCCUAGAAAAAUUAUCUGGAAAAGACUCGAAACAGUUUCAAAGAAAAUAUAGUUUUCUCGCUAAAGUCUCUAUGUAAUAGUUUAUAAGAGACGCCUCUGUUAAUACUUAUAUUCCCCGUCAUUCUCGAAAGGAAAGAUAACCUUUAGAAAUCUAUGAUAGCGUAUAAAUUAUGCUGGUCUAAUGAAAUGUUCUAAAAAAAAAUGAGAAAUAUGCUUUAAGAGAUGCGUGUACUAAGUCUGCAUUAGUAAAAUAAUAACGAGAUGGUUCAUACAGCAUAAUUUACACGUGAUUAAAAUAAUACAAUAUCAUUGUAGUAUUAUAAAAUAACUACAGAAUCAAUAAUUAGAAAUUUCCACAUCUCUCUGUAUUUCUCCCUCUAAUAUUUUUUAUAUUAAAUGCCUAGACAUUCUUUUGCAUAUCCCAUUAAUUUACGUAAUUAUUAUGCAACGCUAGAAAUUAUGAAAAGAAUAGAUAACCAACGUGUUCCAAAUCACGCAAAUUAAUUUCGGGAAUUGAAUUGCGCGCAUAAUAUUUAUUUCUUUUUACAAUCCUGCAAUAUUAUUUUAUUAUAAUGAAACGGUGGGCAGCUACGGCCCAGCAUCUCUCUUUGUACAUAAUUUACAGCAUAAUCUAACCAAUGUCUCCCUGGAGCAGCCACGUUGUUCCUAUAUUGUCGAUAUGUAGGGGAAAUCUCGCGUAGAAUCUAAUAUUCAUUUUUAUUCCACCGCAUCGAGCAUUUUAUCCCGAUUGAUGAACAAAUCAAUUCUACUAUUGUUUCUCGCGCGUCGACUAUAGUGACUUUAAUCUAUAUAGAAACAUAAUUAGUUUCUAUAAUCUACCAUAGUUGAAAUCCGAACUAUUGAAUAAAAAAAAGAAAAAGGGAUAUUUCGCGCAUGGGGUCGAACGGGAUAAAUGACGGCCCGGAUGCGUUGCGAGUGUGUGUCUGACUUUCGAUAUGGUGCAAUGUAUGCGCAUGUAGCGCUGAAUAUCUAACGCAAAUUGUGCAUGCACGUGCCGCCUGGUUACGCGUAUUUAUCGGUACAGGUGCAUGAUCGGAUGUGUGACGGAAGAAAUGUAUUAUUCUACGUCGGAUCGCGCUGAUGAGGAUCCGAUGAUAAGAAAGAUCGAAUAUUGAUUAAUUAAUUAAUCCGGGAAGCGAGCGCAAGUGUGUAAACUAAUUAGCUAGUAUUCGAGUAAUUGAUUAUCUUGUGAUACGACAGAAA
Messenger RNA from Formica exsecta, 4979 nucleotides. RefSeq names its product homeotic protein Sex combs reduced (gene Scr). The transcript has 2 exons. Gene Ontology annotation, molecular function: RNA polymerase II cis-regulatory region sequence-specific DNA binding; DNA-binding transcription factor activity, RNA polymerase II-specific. Gene Ontology annotation, biological process: anterior/posterior pattern specification; regulation of transcription by RNA polymerase II. The coding region runs from base 1824 to 2951 and encodes 375 amino acids. The record is from RefSeq and is a predicted model, not a curated record. Lineage: Eukaryota; Metazoa; Arthropoda; Insecta; Hymenoptera; Formicidae. Gene Ontology annotation, cellular component: nucleus.